Eucalyptus grandis is the source of this 1221-nucleotide messenger RNA. RefSeq names its product probable polygalacturonase At1g80170. Lineage: Eukaryota; Viridiplantae; Streptophyta; Magnoliopsida; Myrtales; Myrtaceae. The coding region runs from base 1 to 1221 and encodes 406 amino acids. The transcript has 9 exons. The record is from RefSeq and is a predicted model, not a curated record. Gene Ontology annotation, molecular function: polygalacturonase activity. Gene Ontology annotation, biological process: carbohydrate metabolic process.
AUGGCGACGAUAGCACCACCCGCCAUCGCCAGAAUUCUACUUUGCUUCUUCGUUUUGGCUCGAGUUUGCGCAUCCACCGGUUCUCAGCCCUCAGUCGAUGACAGCCAGAAUUUCUUUGAUGUCGUUGAGUACGGUGCCGUGGGGGAUGGCCGGACUGACGAUACCAAGGCAUUCAAGAAGGCUUGGACCGAUGCAUGCAAAUCCAGUGCGAGUGUGCCGAUCAUGCACGUUCCUCAGAACAAGACGUGCUUGCUUCAACCUUUGGUAUUGCGGGGUCCUUGCAAUUCCCAAAACCUCACUAUUCAGAUUGACGGUACGCUGGUGGCAUCGGGCGAUCCAUCGGCAUGGAAGUGCGACAAGAAAGAUUGUCGGCAUUGGAUAAUGAUCAGUGACGUGGACGGCCUCUCUGUCCUUGGAUCUGGCGCCAUCAACGGCAACGGCUCCGAGUGGUGGGACCACUCACUCUGUCACCACCACCACGUUGGCUGCGGCAAGAAACCAACAGGGCUUGUAAUAGACAAAUGUAACGAGGUCCGCUUGAGCGAAUUGACGUUCAAGGACAGCCCGCAGAUGCACAUCGCGAUCGAGGGGUCGACACGUGUGACCGCCGCCAACCUCACCAUCACGUCCCCCGGACACAGUCCCAACACCGACGGCAUUCACAUCCAACGGUCGCAGCACGUCGUGGUCCGAGAUUGUUACAUUGGAACAGGUGACGAUUGCAUAUCGAUCGGGCAGGGCUCGGCCCAUCUCGACAUCAGCGGGAUCUCCUGCGGCCGGGUCACGGCCAUUGGAAGUCUAGGCAAGCAUGGAUCGCGCGAGACCGUCGAGGACGUGCACGUUAGGGACGUUCACUUCGUGGGGAGGCAAAGGAUACGCGAGGACAUUGUAUUCGAGCGCAUUACGGUUACUAAUUCAUCCCAUCCCAUCAUCAUCGACCAGUUCUAUUGCGACCACGAGCAUUGCAAGAAUCAGACAUCAGCAGUACAAAUAAGCAAUGUGACGUAUUCGCAAGUGAAUGGGACGUCACACGCGAAAGCGGCGGUGGAGUUGGCGUGCAGCGAGACGCAUCCCUGCAGAGAUAUAUUGAUGAAGGACAUUACUUUGAAUCUGACAGUUAAAGGCAAAGAGACAACCUCACACUGCUCUAACGUUAGGGGGCGCAGGAACAGCAACAUCUUCCCCAACAUCUCUUGCUUGGAAGAAGAUGAAGAUCUUUAG